AUGGAUCAGAGUCUUAUAACCACCACAGGGUCUAAAAAGGCUUGUUGUGUAACCGGUGGUACAGGAAACUUAGCCUCUACUCUCAUCAAGCAUUUGCUUCAAAGUGGCUACAAAGUUAACACCACAGUUAGAGAUCCAGAAAAUGAGAAGAAAGUAUCUCACCUUAAGGCACUUCAAGAACUCGGGGAACUCAAGAUCUUCAAGGCGGAUUUGACCGUUGAAGAGAGUUUUGAUUCAUCAAUCUCAGGCUGUGAAUACGUUUUCCAUGUUGCAACCCCAAUCAACUUCACAUCUCAAGAUCCUGAGAAAGACAUGAUCAAGCCAGCGACACAAGGAGUGAUCAAUGUGUUGAAAUCUUGCUUAAAAUCGAAAUCAGUCAAGCGAGUGAUCUACACUUCUUCAGCUGCUGCGGUUUCUAUCAACAAUCUCCCUGGACCUGGACUUCUGCUGAACGAAGAAGACUGGUCUGACAUUGAUUUUCUCACAACGGAGAAGCCGUUUAACUGGGGUUACCUUAUCUCAAAGAUUUUAGCAGAGAAGACAGCUUUUAAGUUUUCGGAAGAGAAUAAGAUCGAUCUUGUUACCGUAAUUCCGGCACUCAUAUCCGGAAACUCUCUCCUCUCCGAUCCUCCUCCGAGCAGCUUGUCUCUCUCGAUGUCUUUAAUCACCGGGAACGAAAUGCAUCUGAAUGCUCUCAAAGAAAUGCAGAAGCUGUCUGGCUCGAUCUCGUUCAGCCAAGUGGAGGACUUAGCUCGUGCACACCUGUUUCUUGCGGAGAAAGAAACUGCUUCUGGUCGCUACAUUUGCUGUUCUUACAACACUUGUGUUCCAGAGAUUGCUGAUUUUCUCCGACAAAGAUAUCCAAAGUACAAUGUCAUGUCAGAAUUCGAAGAGUGCUUGUCGAUUGCGAAAGUGAGGCUAUCUUCGGAAAAACUCAUCAAAGAAGGCUUUGAAUUCGAAUAUGGGAUCAAUGAGAUUUAUGAUCAGAUGAUAGACUACUUCGAGUCAAAAGGACUUCUCAAAGCUAAAGAAGUUUGA
This is a messenger RNA of Microthlaspi erraticum, 1038 nucleotides long. Lineage: Eukaryota; Viridiplantae; Streptophyta; Magnoliopsida; Brassicales; Brassicaceae. The record is from the annotation of a GenBank genome assembly.